GAAACACUUUCAGUUUCAUUCUGAAUAAAGUACGCAGGUUACACCCAGGGUUUGGGCUGGGCAGCAGUAACCCACCUUAUCUCAACUCACGGUCGGGUCGGCAUUUACUUGGAGUGGUGGCAGUUAUGCGGUCUUCUGCAACAAACUUUAUUUUGCAUCAGUAGGAAAAGCCAGUCAACUACUUCCCUGAAUUAUCCUUAUAAGGUGAAGCUUGCAACCCUCCUGCAUUUGCUGUUGCUGUGUGAUGGCACCAAUUUGUCUAAUUGAGGCCUUGCCUUCUGGUGGUUGGAGGGUGAACGAUUCUGCUCUGUGUAUUCUGAAAAAUGUCCAGCAGCCUGUGCAGGUCAUUGCGAUAUUCGGUCCUAAAGGGACUGGGAAGUCCUUUUUAAUGAACAAGAUAGCCGAGACUCAACAAGGGUUCCGACUGUCCUUGCCUGGAGGUCCUUGCACUGAAGGAAUAUGGAUGCUGUGUUUCCCUCAUCCAAGUUUAAAGGAGCACCACUUAGUUCUCCUUGACAUUGAAGGAUUUGACACAGAAAAGGGUGACAAGAGGAAAGAAAUCAAAUUAUUCAUUCUUGCUGUCCUGCUCAGUAAUGUGUUUAUAUACAACACACAGGGAGGAGUGACACAGGAAGAACUGCAGAAGCUGAUUUACGUAAAAGAGCUUCCACAUCUGGUAAAGGCAGCAUCUGAUGAAGAGACGAACACAUGCCUUCUGGCUAGCCUUUUGCCACAUUUUAUCUGGUGUUCUCGGGAUACCAUUCUAGAUCUGAAUAUGGGAGAGGAAAUCCUGACACCGGAGGAUUACCUCAAUGAUGUUCUGAAUGCAAGACAGGGAGCUGAAUCAUCAGUGUGCUGGAUAAAUAAACUGUUCCUUCAGCCAAGACUUUAUGACAUCUGUGAACCAUGUCCCACUGCUAGAUUUGUCAACCUUGAUUCAUUGCCUGAGGACCAACUAGCGUUUCUCUUCAAAAAACAAGUGCAGACACUGAAGGAAUAUAUUUUUAACAAGGGAACAAAGACUAUAACUGGUGGGGAAAAGGCCACUGGCCAAAUGUUGGCCUGUUUGGUGGAGUCCCUUACCAGCAGCCUAUCAGAGGGAGAUGUAGUUCCACUGGACAAAGUGUUUGAAAGGGUAGCCUGGAAGGAGGUAUGUUGUUACUGCUGUUGUUAUUGGAUAUCCUUGGAAUAA
Messenger RNA from Protopterus annectens (West African lungfish), 1192 nucleotides. RefSeq names its product guanylate-binding protein 3-like. The transcript is spliced from 7 exons. The record is from RefSeq and is a predicted model, not a curated record. Gene Ontology annotation, molecular function: GTPase activity; GTP binding. Lineage: Eukaryota; Metazoa; Chordata; Ceratodontiformes; Protopteridae. The coding region runs from base 245 to 1192 and encodes 315 amino acids.